UCAACAUUUUAAAGUGUUUUACAUUUUUGAGAAAAUAUUUUUAGUUUAAAAAUAGUAAUCAAAUCAAAAUAAAUCAAUAAUAAUAUAAAAUACGAAAUGUUAAUUAUUAAACGUUAAGAGUAUUGUUGUCAAAGAAGCAAGUCCAAAAUAAAAUUCAACAAUGUCGUCCAUAAUAGAUUUUAAAGUUGGAUUUACUGAAAUUACAAAUUUAUAUUUAUACAUACAUUGGGCUAUGCGGGAAAAAUUAUAUCUUAUUGUUGAUGGUGUGAAUAUCAAUGAAAUAACAAAUCAAUUAUUCUGGAUUUUUAUACUAUUUUGUUUUGGAUUUUAUAUAUUUUACGAAUUAUUUUAUGUUUUUUUAAAAUCAUCCAAAAUAAAAUAUUAUAAACGAAAACAGUUUGCAAGAUCUAUCUGGAAUAUUGCGUUUUGUUCAUCUUCAGCAGUUUUCUUAUAUUACUAUCAUGAAUAUAUGAUCUCACCUCAAUUAGUCAGAAAUACAUCAAGAUUAUUUCCAACAAUGAGUGACAACACCAUAUUUUAUGUUUCUCAAUCUUGUGAACGCUUUAAAAUGUAUUCUUUAUUUAUAAUCACGUUUUAUUUACACGCGGCUAUGUUAGACUUAAGGGAAAAUGACUACUGUGAAGCUGGCUCUAAGCUCCUGUAUACGUUGACUAUAUUUUUACUAAUCUGUUACAAAUUUGAAAACUAUUUUGUAAUAUUAAACUUGAACCAAGGGAUAUUUAAUAUCAUGACUGAGUGCCUUUUUUUGUUAGCAUUGCAAACUUUUAAUCGAAAUCGUUUGGUUCAUCAAGUUUUAUUAGGAUUCCGUAUUGCUUCCUGGUCACAUGUUUUUAUUAGUCUCUUGCCGUUCAAGUACCUGGUACCAACAUUAUUUGCAAAAAAUUUCAAAUUUACUUUAAACCUUUUUAUAUGGCUAUGGUAUGGAUUAUCAAUAUGGAAUUCACCGGUUUUACAAUAUUUUUAUCAUCAAAUUUAUCACAAUUCUCCAACUGAUUGUGCAGGAGAGGGUUCAGCAGCAAAAUGUAUUUUAUUAAAGGAUUCGUUAGAAUUUCGUCAUUUUAAAACAUUAAGAAAAUCAUAUUUGGAGAUAAGAUUAGCUAGGGAAAAAAUGAAUGCUGUAGCAGAGCCACCACAACAAAAAGAAAAUUAUUCGGCGAAAACAUUUCAAGCUAUUAAAUGCAUAAUGACAUUGAAAAGAAAGUUGAGAAGAAUCCGUGAAGGCAGGGACUCACCGCAGGAUGUCUCAUCUAAUAAUUCAAUGGAUGAAUAAAUUUAUUUGAAAACAAAAAACAAUACGAUUUUAAUUUAUGCUUAAAUUCAAUUAAAUUAAGAACUGAAAUAUAAAACUGAUUAUUGUUAUUGUGAUAAGUUCCAUGAUGCUUAAAAUAGCUUAAGAGUCUCCUAAUAAAAUAAUUUAUUUUAUAUAGUUUAAUUUUUGCACCUUUGAUGUAUACUUCGAUUGCCAUAAAAGACAUUUUAUUCACCUAUUCCAAAUAUUUUUGUAAUUUUUUUUUUCUUUAAAAAUGUGUGAUUCUAGUUUGUUGUUG
Messenger RNA from Condylostylus longicornis, 1568 nucleotides. RefSeq lists its product as uncharacterized. Bases 161 to 1291 code for a protein of 376 amino acids. The record is from RefSeq and is a predicted model, not a curated record. The transcript is spliced from 4 exons. NCBI's taxonomy places the organism in Eukaryota, Metazoa, Arthropoda, Insecta, Diptera, Dolichopodidae.